Molecule: messenger RNA, 5626 nt
Organism: Heterotrigona itama
Lineage: Eukaryota; Metazoa; Arthropoda; Insecta; Hymenoptera; Apidae
Source: the annotation of a GenBank genome assembly
CGAAAGGAGUAUCGGGCAUCAAGCAAUGGUUAUCCUGUUGUUACAGGCCAUUCGAUACCAGUGGAGUCAUUUGGCCGAAUUCAACUGUGGGGUGAUUUGAUGCAAAUUCGCCGCGUAGACGCUCAGGACGCAGGAAGGUACAUUUGUCGAGCCAGCAAUCAGGUCGGCGAGCAACGAGCGGAAACACACCUGUCGGUCACAUCAAAACUUAAUGCACGGAUACAACCUCGUGUUCAGAUCAUCAAUUCCGGCGAGUCGGCCACUAUGAAUUGCACGGUGGAGGGUUAUCCGGUCGAGAGCGUCGAGUGGUUGCACGAUGGUGUGCCGGUAUUGACCGCGCAGGACACGAGAAUCAGAUUGCUGGCUCCUCUGGUGCUCGUGAUAGGCUCGAUCGGCCGAAAGGACAAGGGGAUGUAUCAGUGCCUGGUCAGAAGCGACAAGGAGAACGCACAAGCUACAGCCGAAUUGAAGCUUGGAGACACUGUGCCAGAGUUGCAAUACACGUUCAUUGAGCAAGCACUGCGACCAGGUCCUCCAGUAUCGUUGAGAUGCUCUGCUACAGGAUCUCCACCACCAUCGUUCACUUGGUUGCUAGAUGGAGAACCUCUAAGUGAGAUCGCCUCUGGACACAGGUACGCGAUAGGACAGUAUGUCGAUCAAUCCGGAGACGUGAUCAGUCAUUUGAACAUAUCGUCGGCUGGUGCUGAAGAUGGUGGCCUCUACGCUUGUGUCGCGGCCAAUACGCUCGCUACGGUCGAGCACAAAGCUAGACUCAACAUUUAUGGUCCACCGUACAUCCGAUCGAUAGGACCAGUUCGCGCGAUAGCCGGUGUCGAUACCACCAUAGCUUGUCCUUAUUCUGGCUAUCCUAUCACGUCAGUGGAGUGGUCUCAUGGAGGAGUCGCGUUACCUCUCGACAUAAGGCACCGUGUUGACAGUGAGGGUCAUCUUACCAUCGCCAAUGUGGAUCCAAACGAUGCUGGCACUUUUACUUGCAUGGUUAGAGCGAGAUCCGGUGAAACGGCGAGCAGGGACAUCCGGUUGACUGUCAGCAGUCCACCCGUGAUGAGUCCCUUUAAUUUCCCUCCGAAUCUCCAAGAAGGAAGUCGCGCCCAAGUCACCUGCACCGUCACUUCCGGUGAUCUACCAAUCUACUUUUCCUGGCUAAAGGAUGGUGAACCAUUACCUUCCUCUUUACGUAUCGAGGAACGGGUGGCCGAAUUUUUCAGUCUGCUCGUCUUCAAAGAACUUUCGUCGCGGCACAGUGGCAAAUACACUUGCGUGGCAACUAACAGCGCGGCCAAAGUCAACCACACGGCCGAACUUUUGGUAAAAGUGCCUCCGCAAUGGAUUUUCGAGCCGCAAGAUGUGACCACUCUCCUGGGAAAUCCAUUGAACGUUCACUGCGAAGCCAAGGGAUUUCCACCACCACGUGUCACGUGGUUACGUGCCAGAGAAAGAACCUCCAACGACUAUCAACCUCUGGUUGAUGGUUCUGAUGGAAGAUUAACCAUCCUACCAAAUGGAUCUCUAUGGACAGCCUUUGCUGGACCACAGGACGAAGGGCAUUAUCUGUGUCGGGCGAAUAAUGGCAUUGGAUCUGGAUUGAGCAAAGUGAUCUACGUGUCUGUUCAUGAGCCAGCACGGUUCGAGUUCCAGAGCAAAAACGUGACAAUCCGCCGUGGCGAAUCCGUCACGCUGGAUUGCACUGUUAUCGGGGAUAAUCCCAUAGAGGUGCAAUGGAUGCACAACAGUGACCGUUUAGACACGAACAGUCACCGAUUGAGCAUCAGUCAAAUAAAAACAGACAAUGGCCUCAAGUCACAAUUGUCCAUAGCAAGUAGCGAUCGUCAGGAUUCUGGAGUUUAUAGGUGUACGGCAGACAACGCUUACGGAAGAAGCGAACAUUUGAUUUAUCUCGCUGUUCAAGAGAGACCAGAUCCACCAGCCUCAUUAGAAGUUAUAGAAAUUGGCUCACGAUCGAUACGAUUAUUAUGGAAAAGAGCUUUCGACGGAAAUAGCCCAAUACGAAAUUAUGUUAUCCAAUAUCGAUCUUUGAAUCAUGGUUUGGCUGACGAUUGGAAUCCCGCAAAAACGCACAACGUCACCUAUACCCCCGGAAGUUCUAUCAAUGGAAAUACCAUACAUCCAACGCAAAACGGUUUAUCCCCUUUCGAAACUAGCACUGACGAUCAAGAAAUAGCAUUAGUAGGAGGACUUCAUCCAGCAGUGACUUAUAUGUUUCGCAUUUUUGCCAUAAAUUCAAUAGACGUGAGUGUGCCAACUGAUUCCGUGGUGGCGAAAACUCAAGAAGAAGCCACCCCCAAAGGAAUCUUGCAACGGAGAUCUGUUGGGCUACAUAGUGACAUGGUCGGAGCAUUCAUCUUCAACGUCAGGUGUGAACCAAAGCAAAAGUUUAACGGUGAACGGAUGGGCAACUACAAAGGUGCAGCUUACAGGUCUCAGAAAGUUUACCAAGUACGAUAUAUCGAUCAGAGCUUUCAAUAGUAUAGCCAGCGGGCCAGCCAGCGUUCCCAUUGUUGGAACAACUCAAGAAGGAGUGCCAGAAACCCCACCAACGCAAGUAUCAUGCAUUCCUCUGUCUUCCCAAAGUGUGAAAGUUUCUUGGAGUGCACUACCACCACAUCAACACGGUGGGAUCAUUCAGGGUUACAAAGUAUACUACAGACCAGUACCUACUGACAACAUGGACAUAUCGACAGUGGGUGAAGUAAAAAAGACUUCCAGCAUAGAAACUUAUCUGCACACUCUGUACAAGUACACGAAUUACUCUAUUCGAGUAUUGGCUUAUACUGGUGCUGGCGACGGAGUUCUAAGUCCGCCGAUUUUUUGUACAACGGAGGAGGAUGUACCAGGUCCUCCAGCUGGUAUCAAAGCUUUAGCAUUGACUGCGGAGAGUAUAUUGGUUUCGUGGUUACCACCUCUGCAGCCAAAUGGGAAUGUCUCCAAGUAUACAGUUUACAGCAGAGAAGCAGGCUCUAGUAACCAUAACACACACACCAUGCAUGAACCACCAUCGUCACCGACUGAUACUCUUACCAUGGAAUUGAGAGGUUUGGUUGAAAGCUCCAGCUAGGGUGGCGUCUUUUUCACAAUUGUUAAGGAGGGCGAUUAAAUCGUCGAUCACCCUGUCUUGCUUAGUCGUAGGUAAUCCUACGCCUCGUCCAAUAUGGACGUAUCGAAAUAGUCAAGUUUCCACUGGUAGGCAUUACGAAUUGACUGCUGAUGGUCAUCUUAAUAUUCGUGGAUUAGAACAGUCGGUGGCAGGAAAUUACACGUGUUCAGCCAAUAACUUAUUCGGUGACGAUUCCAUCACUUACACCUUGGUCGUGGUAAUGCCUCCACGAGCACCAACGUUAGAGUUACAGUAUACAACGAUGAAUAGUAUAAGACUUAGGUGGAAUCAUCCUAAUAACGGUGGUGCUACUAUUCAAGGCUACGUGUUAAGUUACAAAAGGGACCAAGGUGGCUGGGAGGAAAUAGCAUUAUCACCUGAACAGACUGAGUUCAUUUUAUCAGGUUUAAAAUGCGGUUCUUCCUACUUGGCACAUUUAACAGCUCAUAACCGCGUAGGCACUGGAGAUCCGAGUCCUCUAAUUAGUGCCACCACCAAAGGAACUGCUCCUUUAUUACCAAAAGAACGAGACAUCAUCUCUGCCAACGGCACGUCCGUGAAAUUAAAUCUUUUAUCUUGGCCAAAUGGUGGCUGUCCCAUUCAAUAUUACACCCUAGAGUACCGUAGACGCGUCAGCACUGAACCAUGGAUUUUAGUGGCGAGUCGCGCCACAGAGAAUUUAGUCAUAAGAGAUUUAAAGACUGCCUCGUGGUACAGCUUACGUCUGACAGCUCAUAAUGACGCUGGAUCCACGCAAACACAAAUGGAAUUUGCGACGACCACUCUCAGUGGUGUUAGUAUCGGUCCACCAAAUGAUCUGAUUAUGGAAGACGAUGUUAAGAAAGCUAUACCUAAUCAUAAAGUACUUUACGUGGUCGUACCUCUCAUCUGUGCGAUCGUAUUAAUUAUUUCCGCCGCUAUUUUGGGAUAUGUAAUGCUAAAACGCAGUGGAAGAGCUAAUUAUUUGGGAGAAAUUCUUCCUGGACAGCAACAGAAUCAGCAGUCAGGAUUGGGUUUGGUUCAGCAACAACAGCAACAUCAGCAACACCAUCAUCUUUCAAGUUGUAUGUCUACCAUGCAACUAAAAUCCACUGCAGAACGUGAUAACAGAAGGAAUCAUCAGGUAUACACCAGUUCGCCUGUGAAACAAGAAAAUCACAAGUCAAACGAUCAUGGAUCAGAAAUGUACGAAAUAAGUCCGUACGCGACGUUUAGUGUACCGGGAAGAGAAAAUCGUUCGGUAACCACAGCUACACUCGAUUAUACAAUGCAGUUCAAAACAUUCGGUCAUUUAGAGAACGAAGACAUUAACACGAUCGAUUACGAAAGGUCCAGCGUAGACUUCGAGAGGUCUAAAACACCAAGGUGGCACAAGCAACGUUACUUCCCAAGCAUCGCGGAAGCGGAGAGCAAGCUACGCUCGAGCCGUCAAGGUUCCGGAAGCGACACAUCCGGAAGUCCUUGCGGAGAAUGCGCUGGACCUAGUUACAGGGUGCCAGUAAAGCCUUGCAGAGAUGUAUUUUCACGAGGCGUGGAAUCGAGUACAGAAUCCAACAACGAAGGCUCACCUUCACUUGCGAGACGACGAAGCCGUCAACCGAGCCGGUCUACUCGCAGUUCGGUGGAAGACAUGACGUUGUUGCCGCCAAGCGGGUUUAGCGACAGCCGCGAAUUGAGCGACGUAGAGUGCGACCGUGAUCGUGAUCGUGAUCGUGAUCGUAGCGAGCGUGAUCGUGAUCGUGAACGGGACUGGCAAGAUUUGUCGACCGGGACCCGCCACGGCGGCAGCUUGGGUAGACUGCCAAUCGAGGCCGUCGAAUCUAUGCUCGCUAGGUAUCGACACGAACCUCCGUAGACCGUAGUAAGCUGACACAGUUCAGAUUCCCAUUCUCUACUCUCACGUUGAUCCCACGAACGCCUCUGAAACUUUUCUUUCAUUUUCUAUUCUGUCCAAUAAGUUUCAUUAGGGGAUGUGCAAUGGUAAAAGGUAUUGUUAUUUAAAAACUGCGGAUUUUUGUGCAAAGUCAUAUUUUUUAAAAAAUAAAGCCUCGGCGGAAAACAUUUGUUUACUUGAUUGAUGUUGUAGCACUGAACUCUGAACAUUUUGUCAUAUUUUUUUUUCUCGUUAAUUAAUCAAAUCCAAGUAGUUUAAAUUUCAUCGCCAAUGGAAAUUUUCGUGCAUCUUUCUACAUCCAAACUAGUACUACUAGUAUUAUUUACUAGUAAACUAAUACUAUUUAAUUGUAAAUAAAUUAGAAAGAUCCAAACUAGAGGUAAAAAAAUCCGAUUGAAUAGAUGUCCUCUAAGAUUUAAAGAAAGCUACAUCAAACAGCAUCGAUUAAACUCAAAUUUUCACGUCACGUACUAAUCUAAAUAAAAAAAAAAAACUCCAAUUACCUACACAAAGCUUUUUUAGCAUUGCCAAGUUAGAUCAGUAUUUCUUGAUUUAUUUUAAAAUUAAUUUUAAAGGUAAAAGGUAUUGUUAUUUAA